This is a messenger RNA of Vigna radiata var. radiata (mung bean), 1515 nucleotides long. Its product is annotated as E3 ubiquitin-protein ligase RZF1. Gene Ontology annotation, cellular component: cytoplasm. Lineage: Eukaryota; Viridiplantae; Streptophyta; Magnoliopsida; Fabales; Fabaceae. Bases 653 to 1408 code for a protein of 251 amino acids. The record is from RefSeq and is a predicted model, not a curated record. The transcript has 2 exons. Gene Ontology annotation, molecular function: ubiquitin protein ligase activity. Gene Ontology annotation, biological process: protein ubiquitination.
UUAUAGUAGGUGAGAAAAAGGGUUUUUAGAUUUCCAAUAUCAGUUCACAAAAGCAUUAGAAAACAUAGCAUUUUUUCUUGCUUUCUUCAAUGUGUCAAUGAUUGCUUCUUUCAGGAAACCAUCUACAUUUUAAAUAAUAUAUUUGGGCCAAACCUUGCGCUAAGAGACUAGAUACAGAGUAGCAUUAUUUUCUGGAAAAGGUUCAUGAUAAAGGAUGACCCUAAGUGCUAGAGUUCUAACUACCAAAGUUACUUGAGCAUUUUGUUCAUGUUUUCUGAGUCAAGUUUUAUGGCAUCCUUUUUUGGGGUCCAGAAUAGCUUUCUGAAACUUAAAAGAAUGUUUUGUUUUUUGUUUUGGUUCUUUUGUCGGUUUUAAAUAAUUUUACUUUUGUUAUUCUUAUCUCUCCUAGUUUUUCUAUUUUAUUCCUUUUAUGGAUAUACCAUGUUCUGGGACUACUGCAAUUGCGGCUGUUUUGUCUAUAUUACCUGCAAUAAAGAUCAUGAUGAAACUGGACCAUAACAUACAUAUUGGUAUAUACUAAAUAAAAUUGAGCAUCGGUGUGCUUCCAAAAGAUUUCACCAGCGUAGCCCAUUGUUAAAUCUUUAGGACGUGUUAGCUUUUUACCUUUUGUUGUUCCAGUAAAAAGAAAAGGAUGUCAAGUGGAGGAACAUACUGGUGUUACACAUGCAGGCAGCCAAUCAGGAUUGCUGGGAGGGAUGCCAUUUGCCCUUACUGCGGUGAAGGCUUCUUGCAAGAACUUAAUGACGUGCAAGGGGCAGUGGGGCGAAGAGGUUCUGAACCAAGAAAUGGGUUCAGAGAUGCUGUUGAUAACUUCAUGAGGCAGAUAAUGGGUGGAAGAUACAUAAACUUUGGUAUUCGGAUUGGGAGGUCUGGUUCUACCCAACUUCCUCAACGGACUUGGAGUGUGUUUAUAUUUCCUAGUCAAGAGUCUAGUGCUGAUCUGGAAGAAUUCUCUUAUCAACACGUUACAGAUUACCAGUUUGGUGCGUCACAAUCUUCAAUUAAUGCAGUGCCAACUAUUAAGAUCACGCGUGAACAGCUCAAUUUUGAUUCACUGUGUCCAGUUUGUAUAGAAAGUUUUGAAGUAUGUUCUGAGGCCAGGAAGAUGCCAUGUGACCACAUUUACCACUCAGACUGUAUUGUUCCAUGGUUAGUUCGCCAUAACUCGUGUCCUGUUUGCCGUAGAAAGCUGCCUCCUGAAAGACAUUCUAGUUCUCCUCCUAGUCAAAUUUGGGGAAGAAAUCAUGCCAGUGGUAAUAGUGACAAUGCUAUCUCUAGGGGCAGGGAGAAUAGACAGCUCAACAAUGGAUGGAGAAAUCUACUAUCAUUUUUUACUUUUUGUAGCCAUUCUGUUCUUCUAAUUCAGAUACUCAAUCGUUUAUGCUGAGACUGGGGAUACUACUUGUACGAUAUGUUAUUCGAGACGAGCGGUUAUGAUAUAUCUUACUAAAGAUAUAAAAUAAUCGUGAGAUAAUCAAGAAUAUCUAUUUAAAA